Andrographis paniculata is the source of this 1115-nucleotide messenger RNA. RefSeq names its product 1-aminocyclopropane-1-carboxylate oxidase homolog 1-like. The transcript has 2 exons. The record is from RefSeq and is a predicted model, not a curated record. The coding region runs from base 30 to 1115 and encodes 361 amino acids. NCBI's taxonomy places the organism in Eukaryota, Viridiplantae, Streptophyta, Magnoliopsida, Lamiales, Acanthaceae.
AUCCCUAACGUUAAAAUUAACCUCCAAAAAUGGCACCGGCGGUGGCGGUGGCAGCGGCGGCGGCAGUUCCCGAUCGGGCCGAGGAGGUGAAGCGAUUCAACGAAAUGAAGACCGGAGUUAAGGGCUUGGUCGACGCCGGCGUCGCCAAACUCCCGAGAAUCUUCGUCCACCCGCCGGAGAUUCUUGAGAGCAAGCCACCGGAAAAUGAGGCCGUCGCGGAGCUCCCCACCGUCGACUUCGGGGGGCGGCGGGAGGUCGUAGUCGAGACCAUCCGCCGGGCGGCGUCGGAGUGGGGAUUUUUCAGAAUCACGAACCACGGAGUGCCGGCGGAGGUGACGGACGGACUGCUGACGGCGGUCCGGAAGUUCCACGAGCAGCCGACGGAAAAAAAGGCAGCGCUAUUUUCAACCGACAGCCGGCGUAGAGUUCGGUUCAACAGCAACGGAUUUGUCCUGAAGGAGAACGACUUCGCCUGCUGGAAGGAUAUGCUCACCUGCGUCUACACCGACGACUUCCUCGACCCGGAAGAGAUUCCUCCGGUCUGCCGGCGGGAGGUCGGAGAUUACGUCCGGCAUAUGAUCCGGAUGAGGGAGACGCUGGCGGAGCUGCUGUCGGAGGGGCUGGGACUCGAGAGGCAGUAUUUGUCGAACAUGGAGUGUAUGAAGAGCGAAGCCCUGGCUUGUCUGUAUUAUCCCGUCUGCCCCGAGCCGAAGAAGACGUUAGGAACUCCGAAGCAUUCGGACACCACGUUUCUGACGCUGCUCCUUCAGGACGUCGGCGGCCUCCAGAUUCUUCACGGCGGUCGGUGGGUCGAUGUCCCACCUGUCCCUGGAACACUCAUAGCCAACGUCGGAGAUCUUAUGCAAAUUAUAAGCAACGACAAGUUUGUGAGCGUAGAGCAUAGAGUGAGAGCUCAGGCCGAAGGGGCAAGGGUGUCGGUGGCGUGCUUCUUCACGCCGAGCGUGAAAGCGGCCGGAAAGGUAUUCGCGCCGGUGAAGGAGCUGGUGUCGGAGGAGAAUCCAGCUGUGUACAGAGAGUUCUUCUUCAGGGAUUACUGUGAGUAUUACAAGACAAAGGGGCAUAAUCUCUCGGCUUUGUCUCACUACAGGAUUUGA